UGGGGCAGUUCUGCUCUAUCCUGUAGGGUUGCUAUGAGUCAGAAUCGACUCGAUGGCAACUUUUUUUUUUAUCAUUAAUUAUCAUUAGGUGGUUUUUCUCUCUACUUAGUGUAGAUUUGGAAUCAUGUCAAGAGGUAUUUGUCUAUUGUGAGAUUUUACUCUUAUUGGAAUGUCAUGAGUAGUUGCAAUACUUUGAGAAGAUCCAAAUGGAUGUGUAGUGUGUUUUCUAAGCCUCAUCUUAAUCUGCAGUCUUUAUGAGCUGGGAUCUUCUUUUUUAAUGAUACCCUGCCUUGGUUUUAGUCAUUAAACGUGAGGAAGUACCAUAGUAUAGCAAAGUAUGUGUACCUACUCUGUGUUGCGAGAGCUCGUUGGAAGGGCACUAUCCCUAACUCUUGGCAGACCAGGAAAGGCUUCCUGGAGAAAGGAAAGGAUGGUCCUGGGGAGCCAGUUGAAAAGAUGCAAACACUGGGCACCUGCUGCCUAGAAUGCCUUUCCUGUUUUCUUACCUGGCUCCCUCUCAUGGCAUUCAGGUCUCUGUGCAGAGUCCUUUCCUAACCACAUAUUUAAAAUAGCAUCCCCAGGUGCUCAUGAUCCUCUUACCCUGUUCUUGUCUUCAGAGCAUUUAUAACCACCUGACAUAUAUGUGUUCAUUUUUGCUUAUAUCCCUGUCUUGGAUGUUAGCUCCACCAAGGCAGAGAUUUUAUCUGUUUUGUUCACUGAUGUUUCCCUCCUGCUUAGAACAGAGCCUGACAGAUAGUAGUCAUGCAGUAAAUAUGUGUCUUUAAAUUAAAUGUUUUUUAAGCUAAUGAAAAUGAGAACGUGCUCCAGGCAGAGGAAGGAGCCUGGGCAGCAGUAUGGCAGGUCUAGGAGAUUAUGGCCUACCAGUAAGCAGGUCUCUGUGAGCUGCUUGAGAGGUCUUCGUGGAUCAUUAGGAGAAGUGUAGGCUGAAAGAGGUUAAGGAAAGGAUAGAGACUAGAUCUGAGGGACAAGACUGGGGGUGGUAGAAAAGGUUGAACCACAGAAACUGGAGAUUCACCCUGCUACCCGAGAAGUGCUUCUGUGAGAACGCUCCAUUUCCUGAGUAUUAGGGUUAAUCAGGAGUCCCUCAGUGGUGCGACAGUAAAGUGCUAAGCUGCCAAUUGAAAGGUUGACAGUUCAGGUCUACCUGGAAGUGCCUUGGAAGAAAGUCCUGGCUCUUUACCUCCAAAGUAUCAGCCAUUGAAAAUCCUAUGGAGCACAAUUCUACUCUGAUACACAUGGGGUCACAAUGCGUUGAAAUCUACUCAGUGCAACCAACAUCAAGGGUUAAUCAAGAUUUUAGUAUAUUUUGUUCUUUGAAAAAUUAGCAGCAUUAAUUACCCUGACGUGUUUUGGCAUUUGACACGAAGAAAUGUACCUUUGUUCUGUUCUAACACUGGCAUCUCUUUUCUCCUUCCAGUUCUCCUUCAAUAUGUUUGACCACCCAAUUCCCCGGGUCUUCCAGAACCGCUUCUCCACCCAGUACCGCUGCUUUUCUGUGUCCAUGCUAGCAGGGCCUAAUGACAGGUCAGAUGUGGAGAAAGGAGGGAAGAUAAUCAUGCCACCAUCUGCCCUCGAUCAACUCAGCCGACUUAACAUUACCUAUCCCAUGCUGUUCAAACUGACCAAUAAGAAUUCGGACCGCAUGACGCACUGCGGUGUGCUGGAGUUUGUGGCAGAUGAGGGCAUCUGCUACCUCCCCCACUGGAUGAUGCAGAAUUUGCUGUUGGAAGAAGGGGGCCUGGUUCAGGUGGAGAGUGUCAACCUUCAAGUGGCCACAUACUCCAAAUUCCAGCCUCAGAGUCCUGACUUCCUGGACAUCACCAACCCCAAAGCAGUAUUAGAAAAUGCACUGAGAAACUUUGCCUGUCUGACCACCGGGGACGUGAUUGCCAUCAACUACAAUGAGAAGAUCUAUGAACUGCGGGUGAUGGAGACCAAACCUGACAAAGCUGUGUCCAUCAUUGAGUGUGACAUGAACGUAGACUUUGAUGCUCCCUUGGGCUACAAAGAACCCGAAAGACAAGUCCCACACGAGGAGUCGACAGACAGCGAAGCUGACCACAGUGGCUAUGCUGGAGAGCUGGGCUUCCGUGCCUUCUCCGGCUCUGGAAAUAGACUGGACGGAAAGAAGAAAGGCGUAGAGCCCAGCCCCUCCCCAAUCAAGCCUGGAGACAUUAAAAGAGGAAUUCCCAAUUAUGAAUUUAAACUUGGUAAAAUCACUUUCAUCAGGAAUUCACGUCCACUGGUCAAAAAGGUUGAAGAGGAUGAAGCUGGAGGCAGAUUCGUCGCAUUUUCUGGAGAAGGACAGUCAUUGCGUAAAAAGGGAAGAAAGCCAUAAGUCGGGGCUGUUGCCUGAUUGGAAAAUAAAAUAAUCAAUUGCAACAUAUUGGCUUUUAGUUACUGGCUCUGACAGGGAUGAGACUAGCAUCAGAGAACGCUCUGUUACUUAAGAUUUGUUUAGAGUUAACCUAGAAUUAUCAAGUUGGACCUGGAAAUGGAACAGCAGGACUUCAUAGUUGUGCGCUUGAUAUUGGGAAAGAGAAAGAACUUGCCUGUGAGUUCCGGUAGUCAGCCACCUCCUUGCCACUCUAUGCUCAGCCCUCCAGGGGCUGCCACUGGCUCAGGGAGAUCAGCGUUCCCUCAUUCCUGAUAAAGCCAGUGGAGGGAUUGCCUUGCUCUAAAUUGACAUGUUCUGGUUUUUUUUUUUUUUUUU
Messenger RNA from Trichechus manatus latirostris (Florida manatee), 2734 nucleotides. It is a transcript of the gene UFD1, whose product is annotated as ubiquitin recognition factor in ER associated degradation 1. Gene Ontology annotation, molecular function: polyubiquitin modification-dependent protein binding. Lineage: Eukaryota; Metazoa; Chordata; Mammalia; Sirenia; Trichechidae. The record is from RefSeq and is a predicted model, not a curated record. Gene Ontology annotation, cellular component: VCP-NPL4-UFD1 AAA ATPase complex. The transcript has 11 exons. Bases 1391 to 2359 code for a protein of 322 amino acids.